CCAGCCUAGGUGGGGCCAGCCUCCUUUCACUACCCACAGUGGGCCUCAUGUGGAUGCUGGCACUAGGUGGGGUUUUCCUGGCAGCCGCCCAGGCCUGUGUCUUCUGCCGCCUCCCAGACCGAGAUUUGUCAGGCCGCCUGGCUCUGCUCUGCAGCCAGAUGGAGGCCCAGUGGAGGGACUGUGAGGCCUCCUGGAACUUCUCGGCCUUUGCCUUAGAUGAGGUGUCCAUGAACAAAGUCGCAGAGAAGACUCACAGAGUCCUGAGGGUCAUGGAGAUCAAAGCGUCUCUCUCCUCACUCCCUUCCUAUUGGCAAUGGCUUCAAAAGACCAAGCUCCCUGAGUACACCAGGGAAGCUCUCUGUGCCCCCGCCUGCCGGGGCAGCACCACCCUGUACAACUGCUCCACCUGUGAGGGCUCGGAGGUGUACUGUUGGCCCCGAAAGCGCUGUUUUCCAGGAAGUCAUGAUCUUUGGGAAGCCAGGAUUCUGGUCCUCUCUGUCUUCGGAGCUGUCCUGCUCCUGGGUGUUCUGAGCCUCAUAGUGGAGUCCAGCCAUCUCAAAGCAAAAAGUAACUUGUGAAGAUGCUGACAGCCUCCCAGCCUCCAGUUCUAAGGAGCAUGUACCCACAACUUCCACUUCCUGGGGGGAGGUGGGGCAGGGAACCAGCCAGCCCCUCAGUUCCAGCCCUAAAGCUUUAGUCUUCCAGACCCUAAAACCCAGAUAUCCCCAUGAUCCUAGUGUCAGACAGCCUCCGGGGACCCAGGCACCCGCAACUGUAAAGUUCCUACCCUCCAAGCCCUCAACCAAUCAGAUAGGGGCAAUCCGAUGCCAGGAAAUAUCUACAGAAGGAAAGAAUCCCCUCCACACACACCACCAUUCCCACACCCCCUUCUGCCUGUUCCUGGGAAGUGAAGUGGGGGCUGUCUGGCCCAGAAGCUACUCUUGGCCCUGUAUGACUGACUGGGAAUCCGGGAAUGAGUGUUCUGGAAAACUCCCUCCCUCUACAGUGAGACCACAUCAGUCAGUCUGCUGGCAUGCUAUCACCCCAUUGUGCAACCUCAGCCUCCCGCAGAGGUCUCCCUCCUGCCAGGCCCAACUAAACCUGCUGUCAAAUUGC
Ceratotherium simum simum (southern white rhinoceros) is the source of this 1116-nucleotide messenger RNA. The record is from RefSeq and is a predicted model, not a curated record. Lineage: Eukaryota; Metazoa; Chordata; Mammalia; Perissodactyla; Rhinocerotidae.